This is a messenger RNA of Rhododendron vialii, 1934 nucleotides long. RefSeq lists its product as uncharacterized. Bases 340 to 1506 code for a protein of 388 amino acids. The transcript is spliced from 5 exons. Gene Ontology annotation, cellular component: membrane. The record is from RefSeq and is a predicted model, not a curated record. NCBI's taxonomy places the organism in Eukaryota, Viridiplantae, Streptophyta, Magnoliopsida, Ericales, Ericaceae. Gene Ontology annotation, biological process: Golgi vesicle transport.
UCUCUCUCCCUCCCUCGAAUAAAAAAACGGCGACAGAAAUACUGCUCUCCCUUUAACCAUUCUUCUCUCGCAAUUCACUCCUUCUCGUAACCCUAAACCCUAAAAUUGUUCUUAAUUUCUUUCCCAAAAAGGGGAUUUACGCAUAUACAUACACGAUAUAUAUUACACACGGAAGAGAUGGGACGAGUAUAAGCUUAUAUAGAGGCGUCGUUUGUUCAAAUAUUCCUAUGCUGUAUACAUACUUUUGAUUUUCAGUCACGAUUUAUUAUUAUUAUUUUUUUUAAUUUUUGUGUGGAUGAUUCAUAUUGUCGGAGAAUUCUAAGCCGGAUUGCGGCGGAAAUGGCGUCGAGUUUCCGGCAGUGGGAAUCGGACCCGCUGUUCUCUGCCGCAGAAGUCGUUCAAGACUCGGCCGACAGGAUGGAAUCUCUUUUUCGUCUUUUAUUGCAUGAGCAAAAUCUUGUUCAAGAGGAUCAUACAGACCAGAAGCUGCUCAAGUCGGUAGAGUAUCAUUGGCGUGAUCUUGCAACUACACUGGAGACAGCAAAAUGGCAGUUGGAAGAUUUUGAAAGAGAGGUAAGCCUGUCAGCUACGAUGGACAAGUCUCACACAAGAGAAAAUGUAAUUUCCAGACACAAACAGUUUAUCAGGGCCAUUAGGGAACAAAUACUUAAUGUGGAGAAAAGCUUGGGGGACACAUCAGUUGAAGAUUUACUUAAAAGUACUCGGGGUUUGAAUUUAGAUGAACAAGACAGAAAUGGGUUGCAAUUGUUUAUUUCAGGUGAAAAUCCAACUGAACUUGUUCCGAGCCAUGACUUGGAAGAUAGUAAUAUCCUGAGAAGAUUUCUUGAUCCAGCCGCAAAAUCCAGUUUAAAUGGUGAGAUUGUUGAACACAAUACAGAAGAAACUGAGAUCUCAAAAAUGAAUGGGGUUGUGCAUUUAGACCAUAAUUUUGAGUUUGAGGACAAUAAAUUAAGGAAGGUAGGCUCUCAUUAUUCCGAGAAGCUGGCUUUUGAAGCGCCAUCAUCUGUUUUGGAGACAGCUUCUGAUAGACACGGUGAAGAUGGGAGUUGGGAUCUGGAGGCUAAUCAGGCCACUGAUAAAAGCUUCUUCCGUAAGAACAAGUUGAGAGGAUACUACAGAAGAAUCAACGUCUUUGGGUCGUUGGGUAACUUAUGGCCCCCAUAUCGCGGAAGGGAUAGGAGGAGUUUCACGAAGAGAUUGAAAGACGGAGAAGAACAAAGGCAUUCCCAUUCCUACGAUAAUGCUUCUUAUGGUGCACAGGGCAAUCUUCAACAAACGAGCUUAGCCUCUGGAUACAGCUAUUUUCAAGGACUGUUUUUGGAGUUAUUAGCAAGACUCAUGCAGUAUGGCUGGGUUGGGAAUUGCAGGGCGAGAUAUCAAAGAUCCACUUAUUUUCUUCUAGUCGGUCGGCAUUCCAAGCAAUUGAUAUCAGCAAUACUGGUUGCUCUGAUAAUGUUAGGUAUCCUGGCACUCUUGGUUGCUUGAGCCUUCUGUGUACCCUGUCAGCCAUCUUAUGUUUCUGCAUGUGUGCAUGUCUUUGUCGAAAUAUAUGUCUGUGGGUGUUCAUCUCCAUUUAGACCUCAUUAGACCUUGUUUUGCCAAGUCUUAUCCAAAGAACAUGCGUGUGGAGCGCAGAAUCAAGUGAUGACUAUUUGGUGAAGUCUAUAGCAGUGCUGAAGGAUUCUGUUGUGUAAUUGCAGUAUCCUUGGUCCUAAUUGGUUAUGUUUCAAGAGCAACUGUGGAUACAGAAACUGUGCCUUGCGAUGAUGAUUUCAUCUGUAAUCAUGUACCGUUCAUCAUUUAUAAUCAUGUACUUGCUUGGCCAAAUCCUGCAAUUCUGCAGUUCCCAUUCUGAUAAGACUGCUACACUGGUUUACUGAUUUGACAUUUUGCACAUAUUGGUAUUUCAGAUU